AUGGCGACGUCGAAGUGUGUUUGUGCCUACUCCAUGGUCAAGAUGGCAUGCACAGGAACGGUAUUGGAGCCCGUCUCCAUCGUGGGGUCGCCGUUGGAGACCUCGGGCGAGCUGUCCGACAUACCAGCCUUGAUCUGCCAGCGGCUCUGCCAGAGCGCCAAGAAGGAGCAAGAGAAGAAGGGGAAGGGGGAGAAGAAGGCCCGUGGCUCCCGUGUGGCCUUCGCAACCAAGAGCGAGGUCGACCACCUCGACGAUGGCUACCGCUGGCGCAAGUAUGGCCAGAAGGCCGUCAAGAACAGUUCUUUCCCAAGGAGCUACUACCGGUGCACGGCUGCGCAGUGUGGGGUGAAGAAGCUGGUGGAGCGGUCGCAGCAGGACCCUUCCACGGUUGUCACCACCUACGAGGGCCGCCACGGCCACCCAAGCCCCAUCAUCGCCCACCAUGGCGCACGGAUGCUAAUGGCCACCAGUGCCGACACUGCCUACUCGCUUGCCGCGCUCCAACAUCACCAACAUGGCUUUUUUCCAACCGGUACUGAUGUCUACACUUCGUCGGUGGCACACCGAGUGUCGGAGUAUGGCGGCAUUCAGUUCCAUGACGAUCUUCUUCCGGAUGCCACGAUGGGCUACCAGCAAGGGUAUCGUUAA
Triticum urartu is the source of this 648-nucleotide messenger RNA. NCBI's taxonomy places the organism in Eukaryota, Viridiplantae, Streptophyta, Magnoliopsida, Poales, Poaceae. The record is from RefSeq and is a predicted model, not a curated record.